This is a messenger RNA of Clupea harengus (Atlantic herring), 900 nucleotides long. It is a transcript of the gene llph, whose product is annotated as LLP homolog, long-term synaptic facilitation factor. Gene Ontology annotation, biological process: dendrite extension. NCBI's taxonomy places the organism in Eukaryota, Metazoa, Chordata, Actinopteri, Clupeiformes, Clupeidae. Gene Ontology annotation, cellular component: nucleolus. Gene Ontology annotation, molecular function: RNA binding. The record is from RefSeq and is a predicted model, not a curated record.
CGCAAAUAUAAACGUAUUACUGCAGAGCCACUUUACGGGUGUCGUCAUUACCAACCCUAGUUUACCACGCGUCUUGUGUGAGGUUUUCUAAAAUGGCAAAGAGUUUACGUAGCAAGUGGAGGAGAAAAAUGCGUGCGGAAAAGCGAAAGAAGAACGCACCCAAAGAACUGGCAAGACUCAAGACGGCCCUGGGCCAUGAGGGGAAAGGCGAAAUCACCAUGAAAGACAUUUCCGAGAUCGCCACGGUUGUGCCAGUGGAGAAGCUGAAAGAUGUAAACAAGGAGGGCCAUGGCGAUGACAUGGGUAAAAUGGAUAUGGAUAGCACGAUGAACAAGAAAACCCUGCUCAAUGAACAUGGACAGUACCCAACAUGGAUGAGUCAACGACAGAUCAAAAAACAGAAGGCCAAACGAAAUCCCAAAAGUCUAGGAACAUCCAAGAAACGCAAGAAGCUGUCAUGGUAGACUAUCCACACAAUUGAUCCAUGGAAUGAGAGUGAUUGCCUGAGAGCACAGUGCCUCGGUGAAAACGACUGUCAAUCUCGAGCUGGUGGAAAUGGCAAAUGUUCCCUCUAUGUUCUCUUUAAGCAUUUACAUUUAAAUUCAUAAAAUGUAUGGGAGUUAUUAUCCAGAAGUCUUUAUCUAGGUAUUCUCUGAAUUUAGGAGAAUUGUGUAUCUGCUUGUAUAUACAUUGUCCAUACUUGGACAGCCACAAAUCUCAAGCUAUUGUUUCUGUUGUGUGAUGUACAAUUUCUGUAAUGACGUGACUGUACACAUAGGCUCAUUACAAAACCUUAAUUUUUUAUUUUUUUAGUAUAUCUUUCACUGGGGGGAAAAAAGUGAUAACUUGUUUGGACCUUCAAAAUCAUUGUAGAAGUAUCAUUAAACUGUUGAAAUUGUA